GCUGCUGUCGUCUGUUUUUUUUCUUAUCAGAAAGCAUAAACGUCAAAGUAUGUGUUUGUGUACAGGAAUUCUUUUGAACGAUUUCUUAUAAAUUAUCUAUAGUUAUUUGAUUCCACCUGAAUUGACGUGAAAAUCCACCUUCAGUUAAACAUUUGUUUUUGCUAACACUAUGACUACAAAUGCAUGUGAAUUUCAUCGUGAAGUUUGUGCAACUAAUUAAAUUAAUCGAUUAUGUAAGCUGAUAGCGCUGUACACGGCUAUACACAAAAGAUAAAGGACAGCUGGCCGCACCCGGGCUACACAGCCCACCAAACGAAAAAUGUUGCCGCGAAUUUGCAUCAAGUUCAAAUUGAAAUAUAUUGUCUCGGUGGCACUGGCGGUUCUAAUGCUGGAGUACUUUGGUGCGUUCACCCACAUGUUCGAGGCUGAUUUUGAACGAACCUUCAGCUACCCUAUGGAGGGUGACAUUCUGUCCAAUGUGUACCAACUGCGGCAUCGGCAGCGCCCAGCCGUGGACCCAAUCAAUACAUAUAACUAUAGCUUCAUCAGCGAUUGCCAGCACAAGUGCAAGGAGGACGAUCGGAUGAUUGCUCCGCGGUUGGUGCUAAUUAUUAAAUCCGCUAUGGAAAAUUUUGACCGCCGGGUGGCAAUCCGUAAGAGCUGGGGAUGGGAGAAGCGUUUCUCGGAUGUGAAGAUUAGGACAGUUUUUCUGCUGGGGCGUCCGGCGGAACCUAAUCGGCAACUGCAAUCGUUGAUUGAUUUGGAGUACGCAAACUACCGAGAUCUGGUACAGGCGGAUUUCGUCGAUGCUUAUUUCAAUAAUACUAUUAAAACAAUGAUGGGCUUCCGAUGGGCUGUUGCCCACUGUCCCCGUGCCAAGUUCUACAUGUUCGCCGAUGAUGAUUUUUAUAUUUCAACGAAAAAUUUGCUCAAAUACGUCCGGAAUCCGGUCAACUAUCCGGAGUAUCUGGAGGAAACGGAUGAGGCCCUGCGCAAAUUGGCACGCCGUUUGAGUCAAACAACGAGUAACAACAACAGUUCACAAAUACAGGAAGCAGCAGGAAAUUCUUCGGAAAAAGUACCGCCGCAUGGACGACGCUCGAAGCGACAGAUUUUGAACAUGGACAUGGAACUACCCAAUGAUGUCAAAUUGUUUUCGGGUUUUGUGUUCCGAUCGGCGCCUCAUCGGCAUCGCAGCAGUAAGUGGUACGUGUCCCUAAAAGAGUAUCCGUGGGAUAUGUGGCCUACAUACGUGACUGCUGGAGCGUUUCUCUUGUCCCAUGAAGCGCUGUUUGAGAUGUAUUAUGUCAGCAUGUACACGAGGCACUUUAGAUUCGACGAUAUCUAUUUGGGAAUCGUGGCUCUCAAGGCCGGAAUAGAACCGUUACACUCGGAGGAGUUCUAUUUCCACAAGGCACCUUUCUUGGGUCCACAAAGUUAUAAGUAUGUUCUGGCCAGCCACGGAUACGACGAUCCGGAGGAGUUGGUGAAAAUUUGGAACGAAGUCCGGGCAGCCGGUUAUGCCUGAACGAAAUUACAUAUACCAAAUCAAUGAGCUGUGAAUCACAACCCCACAAGUGGUAGCAAAUUGACACUAACCGUACGAACCGCGACAGUCGCGUUACCCCUGUUACAGGCAGAGUCCAACGAACAUCAGAUCAAUUUUGCAUUGAUAUAAAACUUUUUUGAUAGCGUUUUCUUUGCAUUUAUGAUAGUAUAACUGCAUCGUAGAGUUCAUCAUAGAAGUCAAAUUCUGUUGUGAUUAGAUCUUCGAAAGUCGGCUAAAGACUUUAAUUAGACUGAUGCGUGAUAAGCGGAUAAAACAACGGAGACAUUUAUAAAGUUCCACUAGAAUAGUAGAUCUUAUGUAAAUUUACCAA
This is a messenger RNA of Wyeomyia smithii (pitcher-plant mosquito), 1880 nucleotides long. Its product is annotated as beta-1,3-galactosyltransferase brn. Lineage: Eukaryota; Metazoa; Arthropoda; Insecta; Diptera; Culicidae. Gene Ontology annotation, molecular function: hexosyltransferase activity; UDP-glycosyltransferase activity. The transcript is spliced from 3 exons. The record is from RefSeq and is a predicted model, not a curated record. Bases 320 to 1528 code for a protein of 402 amino acids. Gene Ontology annotation, cellular component: membrane.